AUGUCUUCACCAAUUUUACCUGCCGAAUGCUUUAGAAAAAUACUCAAUCUUCUCGAUAAUUCAGCAUUAUACAAUUGUUUAUUUCUCAAUAGAUAUUAUUGUAGAGUUGUGAUUCCUAUAAUUUGGCAAAAUCCUUUCGUCAAACAAAUUGCGACUUUUACUAGCUGUUCAUUAAUAAACACGAUACUAUCAUGUUUCGACGAGGAUGAAAUUCUUUCAUUAAUUCCUAGUUCAAUAAAUUUAAAUACUCAACCUCCUUUAUUUGCAUACGUAGAAUUUGUCAAAAAAAUUAAUCAUGAUUGUUUAGUUGAACACGUUAGGACCUCUAUUGAAUCAUCAAAUGAAAAUGGUAAUUAUUUGGAUUGUGAAGUUCAAAAGUUGGUAAAUGCAAUAUACAAUAGAAUUUUUCGUAAAAACACAGCCUUUCAGGAAUUCGAAGCCAAUGUAACACAAAAAAAUUAUAUUGAUCUACCAAAAUUUUCCGUUUUUACAAAUUAUGAACCUGGAAUUAGAAGGCUAAGGUCUUUAACGAUAUUUAAUUUAGAUUUAAUAAGUAGUGAUAGAAAACGUCAAAAUACUUCCAAAUUUUUAGAUAUGGUGCCUAAAUCAUGUGAUAGUAUCGUUAAUUUGGAGUUAUGGAUUAAAUCAAUCAAGAGUAUAUUUGUGAAAAAAUAUUUGGACAUUAUUAAAUCGCAACCAUUAAAGAGAAUAUUCCUAUAUAUUGAUAGUCCUGAAAGAAUUACAUAUAAUUUGGAAUUAGAAUUUCGAUCCGAAACUUUAAAAGAAUUAAUACUUGAUAGUGUUGAUUUCAAACAAAUUAGUUUAUCAUUUAUACCAAAAUUAAAACAUCUAGAACGUUUAGAAUUUUUAUAUUGUAAGGGAUUUAAUAAUUGUGUAGUUUUAUCUAAUAGUAAAUUAUAUCUUAAAAAAUUUAAAUUAUGGUAUUGUGAAGUGGGAGAUCUCAUAGAAGAAAUAAUUUAUUAUCUUUGUAAUGAAUCAUUAUUAAAGUUAACUCUUAGCAAUGCUACUACAAAAGCAGUUCAAAUAGUAAAAGAAUCUUGCCCAAAUAUUAAUUAUUUUUGUAUAAGAUUUUAUGCAAGAACAUUUUCUGAUUCAAUAAUUCCAUUUAUAUGUGAUUUAUCAUUAUUAAAUGUCUUAAAUAUUGGAUCAAAUUUUGGUAUUGAUAUGGCUUCAUUAGUUAAAAAUUUUGGAAAUUAUUUAAUUUAUAUUGAAUGUUUAUUUUUUGAUUUUAAUAUUGAUUUACAAAGUUUUAUUUAUUUUACUAAUAAUUGUAAAGCUAAUUUAAAAUAUUGGAUUCUUACUUUAGAAAAUAAUUCUUCAUCUAAAGAAUAUUUAUUACAAGUAUGUAAAUUUCAAAAUAUUCAUAAUUCUUUAAAAACAAUUGGAAUUAAGAAGUAUGGUGAUGGUUGGAUGAAAGAAGAAUUAGAAAUUAUUGAUAUAUUAAAGAAUCAAGGAAUUAAUAUUGUUACACCUGAUGAAUUAAAUUAUUUAUUUUGUUAA
This is a messenger RNA of Rhizophagus irregularis DAOM 181602=DAOM 197198, 1521 nucleotides long. RefSeq lists its product as uncharacterized. NCBI's taxonomy places the organism in Eukaryota, Fungi, Glomeromycota, Glomeromycetes, Glomerales, Glomeraceae. The record is from RefSeq and is a predicted model, not a curated record.